AUGAGUCUGAUAGUGGUGCACAAGUUUCAUCGUAUGAAAGUGAAUCAGCACAAGAUGGCUUCAGGUGAUGAUCGUAAAAGACGAAUAUUAAAGAAUAUAUUUGGUAGGCGCAACAAGAAGAUUAUUGUUACCUCAUACAACAGGUCUGUAUGUAUUGAGGGUACCUCUUCAUCUCAGCCAGCUACUCAGAGUCAGCCUAGUCUGCCCAUACUUGCUCCUGCAGCUAUUACUCAGAGUCAGCCUAGCCCACAGUUCUACUCACCAGACCCACACUUACCUUCAUCGGACCUUACGCAGACUACUCCUUUCUACCCCUACUUCCCACCACCACCUCAUGGUGUCUAUCCUACAUAUCCACCAUAUUCAUAUCCGUCAUAUGUCCCACCACCUGCUCAGCCCUCUACAACACCACCUCAGCCCGCUACAGCACCACCUCAGCCCGCUACAGAACCACCUCAGCCCGCUGCAGCAGAGCAGGCGACAGAGGGUCGCAUAUUGAUUGAACCUGACGGUGACACGUAA
Molecule: messenger RNA, 522 nt
Organism: Dendrobium catenatum
Lineage: Eukaryota; Viridiplantae; Streptophyta; Magnoliopsida; Asparagales; Orchidaceae
Product: extensin-like
Exons: 2
Coding region: 1-522 (173 amino acids)
Source: RefSeq, a predicted model, not a curated record